Molecule: messenger RNA, 670 nt
Organism: Monascus purpureus
Lineage: Eukaryota; Fungi; Ascomycota; Eurotiomycetes; Eurotiales; Aspergillaceae
Source: the annotation of a GenBank genome assembly
AUGCCAUUUUACCCACGUGUGUUAGAGAAGCUUCUCAGUGACCCGGAAGCCGGCUUUCUAGAUGCCGGCUGCUGUUUCGGACAGGAGAUUCGCUUUCUGGCAAGCCAGGUAAUCCCAGAAUCUCAGCUCUUUGGAUGUGAUCUCGAACAAAUCUUCAUUGACCUGGGAUACCGACUUUUCCGAGACAAGGACAAGCUGCAGGCAACCUUUGCUAUCGGAGACUUGACCGCUGAAGAGAGUACUUUGGAAGCUGGUCAGCUGACACAGAAACUAUUCGGAAAACUUGAUGUUGUGUUCGCUAGCUCCCUGUUCCACAUGUGGGAUUAUGACACCCAGUUUCGCGCUGCAUUAAGACUAGCCAAGCUAUGUCGUGGCAAGCCUGGUGUUAUGAUUACCGGACGUCAGAUGGGGAGUCUAGUGCCUGGCCACUAUGAGAUGAAAGGAAUGAAAGACGGAGCUUUUCAAUACCGCCACGAUGCCAAAACCAUGGAGAAGUUUUGGCGUGAGGUUGGAGAAGCAACCAAGACCACUUGGAAAGUAGAGGCGGGUCUUUACCAUGGCGAAGAGGUUGAACAGACUAGGAAUACGCCUUGGUGGGAUGAGAAAAUUCAGAUGAUUUGGUGGUGUGCAACUCAUCUGUGACUGUGGAACUUAACUAUACCAAUCGGUC